AUAUUGCAGAAAUGUAUAUAAAGCCUUUAAACCCUAAACCCUAGCAGAGGAGAACCAAACGACACUGAAAAAAGGUCUGCUUCGAACCUCAAAACAACACAGCAGAGAGAGAAUCGAUUCAAGACCUGUCCGAUUUCAGACAGUUUCUGGGUUGCAAAUUAAUUUAGCUGAAAGUUUGUGUUGAGGUUCGAAUGGCGAUUGAUGGAAGUUCUCGUCUUAAAUUUGAGCUCAAGAGGUUUCUCUCUCGGUUUCCCAAGCUUGCUUCUGUCUCUCGACUCAAUUCGCUUUUAAAAGAGGGACACUCAUUGACAGAAGAAGAAAUGGUGAGUGCUUUAGCAGAGCUGUUUCUGCACCCAAAUUAUACAAUCCCAUUAAUGGGAUGUUUCCGUUGUAUCGCUCAGCAAAUUGUGGAGAGGGCCGUGGCAUUGCUUCACUUGGUACCUGAUUUAAGGUCCAAUUCCGAUGGAUCCAUAGUGGAAUUUGAUGAAGACAAAAUUUUCGGAGAUGAUGUGGCUGGUGUUAUUAAUUUUUAUGUUAGAAGUGGAAGGGCCUUAAUUCUUCACGAGCUUGCCUGUCUGGCCUUCUGCCGAGCCCUUGAUUUGGCACCUUUUCUAUUGGGGUCUGUGUUAAGCUAUUUUAAAUUUGCUCCUUCUCCUUUUGAACGGAUUAUGCAGAGAAAAUAUGUUUCUGAGUUAUCAACAAUGGUGGGAACCCAGUAUUUAUUAAAUGUUAUCCGAGCAUCAUACCGCCUUCUUUUGGCUCAGUCUGAAGUUUUUGCCACACUCUGGGACUGGUCCUGUUUUUUAGAUGUUGUACAGCAUACUGCAGAUUUUGACCCAGGUGAUAAUGCAGAGAUGUUGAGGAAUGUUUCAGACAUGAGAUGGUGUGGGAUACAGAUCCUGUCAAUAGUUCUCAAAAUAAGUGAUAGAGCAACUGCCAACUUUGGUCUUGGGCCUGAUGAGGCAUUUUCAUGUUUUUUGCGCUGGCAGGAAUUUUGUCAAGAUGUAUCAUUAGAAAAGGCUGGGUGGCAUCUUGAAGCAUUUGAUCAUGAAAAGUCUGAUACUGUGGACGGAAAUAUUGAUUUCAAUCAAGAAUAUAGUCUUCGUACUUUUGCUCCUGCUUCACCGGCUCUUUCCUUUUCAAAGUUUCAUGAGAUUGAGCCGUCAAAUAAGAAUAGAAGGUUGGCAACACGGAAUGUGACAUCCAUGCAAAAUCCUUUCGUUUUGACAUCUGCUAUGAAGAAAAGUUUUGAGAUAGUUCGGUUGGCAGUGAGCCAAAAGUGGCCUGUUCUUCUGUAUGGUCCUGCUGGCAUGGGGAAAACAAAACUAAUUAGCAAGUUAGCUAUGGAUAGUGGAAGUCAAGUUCUAUCCAUUCACAUGGAUGAACAAAUUGAUGGAAAAACAUUGAUAGGAAGUUAUGUGUGUACGGAGAAACCUGGUGAAUUUAGAUGGCAGCCUGGUUCUCUUACACAGGCUGUUCUCAAUGGAUUUUGGGUUGUCUUUGAGGAUAUUGAUAAAGCACCCUCUGAUGUACAAUCCAUCUUGUUACCUUUGUUGGAAGGUGCAAGUUCAUUUUUUACUGGUCAUGGGGAGGCAAUUAGGGUGGCAGAAGGUUUUCAAUUAUUUUCCACAAUAUCAAGCAUAAAUCUUAAUAUAUCUCAUGCUAUAGAAGGUCGGAACGCUCUUGGUGCUCUUUGGAGGAGAGUGAUGAUUGGACCCCCAAGUAAUGAUGACUUGAUAAGCAUAGUGAAAGCACAGUAUCCAGAUUUGGAGCAUCUUGCUGAAAAACUCAUCGAGACCUUUGAAAGAGUUAAUCAGCUGGCAAGCUUUCAGUUUGGAACUUCUGCUUCUUGCAGUUCUCUCGGCAGAUUCUCCUUAAGGGAUCUGUUGAAAUGGUGCAAGAGAAUUGCUGCUUUGGGUUUUAGCUUUGGUGUGGAUGGGUUUUCAAGUUCUGUGUGUAGUAGCAUUUAUCAAGAGGCUGUAGAUAUUUUCGCAUCUUUCACAACCUCUGCCAAUAAUCGUCUGACUAUCAUGAAAUAUAUUGCAAAGACGUGGGCAGUGCCAAUUUCUGCUGCAGAGACUUUAUAUCCUGUUAAUAAACCUGUUAUCCAGGAAUUGCAUUCUGAUUUACAUAUUGGACGAAUUACCCUCCAUCGUGCUGAGAGCACAUUUCGAUAUGAAAGAAAACCCUUUGUUGAAAUUCGUAGUUCAAUACAUGUCCUUGAGAGGAUAGCUUGCUCUGUUAAGUUCAAUGAGCCUGUUCUUUUGGUUGGUGAAACUGGCACUGGGAAGACCACUCUUGUACAGAGUCUGGCCUUGAGACUUGGUCAGAAACUUACUGUUUUGAACUUAAGCCAGCAAAGUGAUGUUGCUGAUUUGCUAGGAGGAUUUAAACCUAUGAAUGCACAGUUUCUAUGCAUUCCUCUUUAUAUGGAGUUUGAGAAUCUUUUCACCACUACAUUUUCUUCAAAGGAUAAUGAGGAUUUUCUUGUUCGUUUGAAGAAAUUUGUGAACGACAAGAAUUGGAAGAAGUUAUUAAGUGGAUUUCGAAAGGGUGUCCAGAAGAUACUUGAAAUAGGAAGAUCUGGGUCUGGUACCAAGCGAAAGAGACCUUUAAGGGAAGAAUUACUGAAAGCUUGGGAGGAUUUUUCUUUGAAACUUGAAAGUGCUCGUGCGCAAAUCAAUGAUUCAUCCGGAAUGAUAUUUUCAUUUGUAGAGGGAGCUUUUGUAACUGCUCUUCGAAAUGGUGAGUGGAUUUUGCUUGAUGAGAUGAAUUUGGCUCCUCCAGAGACCUUACAGAGAGUUAUUGGCGUUCUUGAAGAAGAGAAUGGUUCACUUUGUUUAGCUGAAAGAGGGGAUGCUGAUUAUAUCUACAGACAUCCCAACUUCCGUAUAUUUGCUUGCAUGAAUCCUGCCACUGAUGCUGGGAAGAGAGAUUUGCCCUACUUGUUACGUAGUAGAUUUACUGAAUACUUUGUUGAUGAUGUGCUAGAUGAUGAAGAUUUAAUUCUGUUUAUAAAUCAGUUUGUGGAUGAUGGCCAUUCGAAUAUUGAGCUAGUAAAGAAAAUAGUCCAUUUUUAUAAAGCUGCUAAGAAGAAAUCUGAAGAAAGGCUGCAAGAUGGGGCCAAUCAGAAGCCCCAAUAUAGUUUAAGAUCUCUUUACCGUGCGCUAGAGUACACAAAGAAAGCGAGAAGACAUUUUGGAUUUCAGAAGGCCCUUUAUGAUGGAUUUUGUAUGUUUUUCUUGACUUUAUUAGAUGAACCUAGUGCUAAGUUAAUGAACCAAAUGAUAUCAUCAUAUUUGUUAGGGGGAAAUAUACCGCCACCUGUCUCUUUUGAUGGUUACCUGAUGAAAAGAGGAAACGCAACAUUGGAUAAUUUAUUGGAGAACUAUGUUCUGACUAAAAGCGUUAAGGAGCACCUCAGGAACUUGGCACGAGCUAUAUUUGUUGGAAGAUAUCCUGUUCUUCUACAAGGGCCUACGUCUAGCGGGAAGACUAGCCUUGUUCAGUAUCUUGCUGCAAUAACUGGUCAUGAAUUUGUGCGGAUCAAUAAUCAUGAACACACAGAUCUGCAGGAAUAUCUAGGUUCUUACAUCACUGAUGCUAGUGGGAGGCUCGCAUUCCAUGAAGGUGUGUUGGUUAAGGCUGUUAGGAAUGGACAUUGGAUAGUUCUGGACGAGCUUAACCUGGCUCCAUCUGAUGUGCUGGAAGCAUUGAACCGGUUGCUAGACGACAAUAGGGAACUAUUUGUACCUGAAUUACAGGAAACUGUUCGUGCUCAUCCUGAUUUUAUGCUGUUUGCUACUCAAAAUCCACCUACUUUUUAUGGUGGGCGUAAAAUGCUUUCUCGAGCAUUUCGCAACCGUUUUGUGGAGAUCCAUGUUGAUGAAAUUCCUGAAGCAGAGUUAAGUGAAAUAUUGGAGAAGAGGUGCAAAAUUCCUGCAAGCUAUGCCAGGAAAAUGGUUGAAAAAGUCAUGAAGGAGUUGCAGUUGCAGAGGCAGAGUAGUAAAGUUUUUUCUGGGAAACAUGGAUUUAUUACCCCACGUGACUUGUUUCGGUGGGCUGAUCGUUUCAGGACAUUUGGGAAAACCUAUGAAGAUUUAGCCAGAGACGGUUAUUUUUUGUUGGCAGAGAGGCUGAGAGAUGAUUGUGAGAAAACUGUGGUUCAAGAAGUUCUGCAGAGACAGCUCGGCGUUAAACUUGACAGGGAUGACUUGUACAAGCAGGAUCCAGCAGAAAGGGAAAAGUUUUUGAACCUAUGUGAAUCUUCAGGAGUUUCUCAGUAUCUUGGAAAAAUUGCGUGGACUGAAAGUAUGUGGAGGUUGUACUUUCUUAUAGAGCGUUGUUACAAGAUGCAUGAGCCUGUCCUCCUCAUUGGUGAAACUGGUUGUGGGAAGACAACUGUUUGCCAGUUACUUAGCAUCGUGUUAGGCUCCAAAUUACACAUUUUGAAUUGCCAUCAGUACACGGAAACAUCUGAUUUCCUUGGGGGGUUUUAUCCUGUACGAGAGAGAUCAAGACUUGCUUCGGAGUUCAAAAAUCUAUGUGAACAAUUAAUGCUGUCGAAGGCUUUUGUUCACUUCCCUGGUACUGCUAAAAUAUCUACAGAUAUUGGUCAAGCCACUUCAACUAUUGAUCAGCUAGGUGUAAUUAUAAAUAGUUAUAGACAGGGUCUGGUCUCUCAUCCUGAUGCUACUCCACAAGAUCUUGAUUCACUUGAACAACUGAAUCUGGACCUAGCUCAGCUACAGCAGAAGUGGCAGACCAUUUUUAUGUGGCAAGAUGGACCGCUUGUUGAAGCAAUGAGGAACGGCGAUCUCUUUCUCGUGGAUGAAAUUUCUUUGGCAGAUGACAGUGUACUCGAAAGAUUAAACAGCGUCUUGGAGCCGGAAAGGAAACUGUCUUUGGCUGAGAAAGGAGGUUCUGAUCUUGAGAAAAUAACUGCUCAUCCGAACUUUUUCCUUCUUGCAACAAUGAAUCCUGGUGGUGAUUUUGGUAAGAAGGAACUAUCUCCUGCCCUUCGCAAUCGGUUUACUGAGAUAUGGGUUCCUCCUGUCAACAACGUAAAUGAGCUCAGAACUAUAGCUCUACGGAGAAUUUCGAACCCAGACCUAUCAUGCGUUGUAGAUCCUAUGCUGAAUUUCUGGGAGUGGUUCAAUCAGUUACAAACAGGGAGAAUGCUUACUGUCAGAGAUCUUUUGUCCUGGAUAGCUUUUAUCAAUGCAACUGAGGGAAAUUUACAACCUGCAGAUGCAUUCUUACAAGGGGCUUUCCUUGUUUUGCUUGAUGGACUAAGUUUAGGUACGGGUAUUUUGAAAAGUGAUGCCGGAGAGUUGAGGGAGAGAUGCUUGUCCUUUCUUCUGGAACAACUAAAGAUGGCCAAUUCUACUUCGGGUAACUCAAACCUUCUCAUAAUGGAAAACUCUGGUUGGGGUGAUGUCGGAAUUUCUACAGAUAUUUCAUGCGGUUAUAACAUGCAAUGUGACAAUCUCUUUGGAAUCCAUCCUUUCUACAUUGCAAAAGGUGAUGAUCCUUUUGAGAUUGAGCAGUUUGAGUUUUUGGCGCCAACCACUCGCAAAAAUGCCUUGCGGGUUCUGCGGGCUUUGCAGCUUCCAAAGCCUGUUUUGUUGGAGGGAAGUCCAGGCGUUGGAAAAACAAGUUUAAUUGUAGCCCUUGGCAAAUUUUCUGGGCAUACGGUUGUACGGAUAAACUUAUCUGAGCAGACUGACAUAAUGGAUUUAUUGGGCUCAGACUUACCAGUUGAGAGUGACGAAGGAAUACAGUUUGCAUGGCAUGAUGGAAUCCUUCUGCAGGCUCUAAAGAAGGGAUCUUGGGUUCUGCUGGAUGAACUUAAUCUUGCUCCACAGUCUGUUUUAGAGGGUUUAAAUGCAAUCUUAGACCAUCGAGCUGAGGUUUUCAUCCCGGAGUUGGGUGUUACUUUUAAGUGCCCAUCAUCAUUCAGAGUUUUUGCAUGUCAGAAUCCUUCUUAUCAGGGUGGAGGCCGUAAAGGGCUUCCAAAGUCCUUCCUUAACCGUUUUACGAAGGUUUAUGUGGACGAGUUGACCGAGGAUGACUAUCUUUUCAUCUGUAGUUCACUCUAUUCCUCAAUUCCAAAGCCCUUGCUUUCCAAGUUAAUUUUAUUUAAUAAGCGACUACAUGAGGACAUUAUGUUAUAUCAUAAAUUCGCUCAAGUGGGUUCCCCUUGGGAGUUUAACCUACGAGAUGUGAUUCGUUCUUGCCAAAUUAUACAAGGUGCACCUGAAAGAUCAAAAAUUGACUGUUUCCUCAACACUAUAUAUGUUCAAAGAAUGCGUACAGCAGCUGACCGUAGAAAAGUUGUCCAACUUUAUGAGGAAGUAUUUGGACAAGUGCCAUUUUUGACUCCCUACCCACGAGUGCAACUCAAUCCUCAGUAUUUGGUUGUUGGCAACACUCACAUCAGAAGGAAUCAUUUUCAGUCAUCUAAAAACAGUGAGCUUAAAAUUUUGCCUGGAAUACGGCAUAGCUUGGAGGCUGCUGCACUUUGUGUACAGAAUGAAUGGUUGUGCAUAUUGGUUGGUCCUUCAUCUUCUGGCAAGACUUCAUUGAUAAGGUUGCUUGCCCAGCUUACUGGCAAUGUACUAAAUGAGAUAAAUCUUUCGUCUGCAUCAGACAUAUCUGAGUUACUUGGAUGCUUUGAGCAAUAUAAUGCCUUCCGCCAUUAUCAAUUUGCUGUUACUCGAAUUGAGUGUUAUGUGAAUGAGUACUGCAGCUUGCAACUGGAAUCUUCAGUGAAGGAAUUCAUAGAGAGAAGAAAAGAUGUAAUUACCUGUUGGCUUGCCUUCCUAUCAAGCAUUGGUAGAGGUCCCAUGACUACUACUUCUUCCUCAUACACUGAUAAUUGUAAGUCAAGGACCUUUGGUUCUAUUCAUUUGUUAGUUGAGAUAAUUGAGCAUCUAGAGUUGGACAUGGAGUCAAACAGAUUGCCCGUAUCAUGGUCAUGCAAGGAUCUGGAUAGAAUUCUGAAAAUUAUAAAGUUGCACGAGGAACACAGCCAAAGGCUAUAUUCAGCAAAAUUUGAAUGGGUAACCGGAGUACUGGUAAAGGCUGUUGAAAAUGGUGAAUGGAUUGUUUUAGAGAAUGCAAAUCUUUGCAAUCCCACGGUUCUUGAUAGGAUCAACUCUUUGGUUGAACCGCGUGGAUCAAUCACAAUUAAUGAGUGUGGAAGUGUAGAUGGCAAGCCAUUGGUUCUUCAUCCCCAUCCCCAAUUUCGGAUGUUUCUCACAGUUGACCCUAGCUAUGGUGAAGUGUCCCGGGCAAUGCGAAAUAGAGGGGUUGAAAUAUAUAUGAUGCAGCCAUGCUGGCUGCUUGAUGGUGGAGGUGGUGACCGUUGUGUUGAGAGUGAACUUAAAGAUGUGAAAAGAUUUCUCAUUCUCUCAGGUAUUCCUAUGGGUAUGAUGGUUGAUUCGAUGGCCAAAGCCCACAUCUAUGCUAGAGUUGAAGGAUUGCGCCUUGAUAUUAAGAUUACAUAUCUUGAGCUUGCGCGUUGGGUGCAGUUAUUCCAGCGGCUUCUCACCAAUGGGAAUUGGCCUGAAUGUAGCCUCCAAAUAAGUUGGGAACAUACAUAUCUUUCAUCUCUCGGUGAGGCUGAAGGAAAAGAUAUUGUUAGUCAUGUGAUAAUUUCUUAUCUAUCAAUGGAUGAACUCUACAAAUUUGAGUCGUCUCCAGGACGUUCAUUGUGUCUACCGGGAGGAUGGCCAACUCCGUUGAAACUAAGAGAUUAUGUAUGUUACUCAAAAGAAGUUUCUGUCAAACAAAAUUGCUUGUAUCUGGAGUUUUUGGGGUCUCAGAAUGCAUCUCAUAUAUUUCAUUCUGCUUGGGAUCGGAGCCCAGUGGAACAAGCUCUAAGUGCGAUUGGAUCUAUGGGGCCUUACUUGAUGGAUAUGAAGAUAUUGCAUGUUAUGAUGUUUCCAAACUUUGCACAUGAGUUUACUUCUAAGUAUGGUGGGCAGAUAGAAAUUGAUUCGGCACUUGCUGGAAAAAAGCUUUUGUUUGCUGCCAACUGGACAAUUGAACAGGCCACUGAAAAUGAUUUAGAGUUAUACCUUCUCUGGUUUAGUUGGUUUGCUUCUCAGGUACAGCCUUUUUGCAAGUUCUUUAGUUCUUUUCUGAAUCUACUUAAACAGGAGCUCAAGCAUCGUAUCUGGAAUUGUAUUGUGCGUUGCCGCCAUGAGCUUCUGUCUCAUAAUCAAGUAAAUUUAGACUCCAGGCCAAUACCAAUGCUUUCCACGGAAGUAGUUGAUUUAUUUGCAUCAAAUGACAUGUCAAAAUCCUCCAGUGAACUUCUCUGUAAAGCGAUUAACUGUGCAGGCCUAUUAAGGGCUAGCUUUCAACAAUGGAAUGCUGAGAGUGAACAUGACUACUGUGACGAAAAUCAGUGUUUUAUAUCUGUUUUGGAAUCUCUAAGAAGGGUGGAAGAGAAAGUGCUUGAUAUACUGGUUGAGUCGCCUUCUUUCGAUUUGCUUUUUCAAAUAUACACAGACCUCCUUGAAGAUCACAUAUCAUUUUGGAAUGGCAUCACCUUGUCACAGUUUGAGAUGUCUUUAAUUUCUUGGCGUUCUUUGACAAAGAAUGCAUCAAAAUUGCAGAAAUUCUGUCCAAAAGAAGUUGCAGGUUUACAGGUGGAAGGCAAGAAUUUGGGUAGUGUUUCAUCUUGGUGUCUCCAUUCACAAAAGUCCUUGCUAUGGGUUCAUGGAGGCCAUCCAUUUUUGCCUUCUUCUGCUGAUUUAUAUCAGAAGCAGCGACAGAUUUUAAACCUUUGUGAAUUGCUUUGGCCGAGAAACACAAAAUCGUUGAGGCAAGUAGCUGUGAAUGGUUCUAUUAUUGAGGCUGCUGUAUCAUCAAAUACUGAACUUCGCUCCCUUGCAAUGCAAGGUAUAAUCUUCACAUUCUUUAGAAACUAUUCUCACUCAUUUGACUUAGUGAACUCCCACUGCUAUUUGUAAGUUUGUGACUUAUUU
Molecule: messenger RNA, 8999 nt
Organism: Camellia sinensis
Lineage: Eukaryota; Viridiplantae; Streptophyta; Magnoliopsida; Ericales; Theaceae
Source: RefSeq, a predicted model, not a curated record